Messenger RNA from Penaeus vannamei (Pacific white shrimp), 2768 nucleotides. The record is from RefSeq and is a predicted model, not a curated record. Lineage: Eukaryota; Metazoa; Arthropoda; Malacostraca; Decapoda; Penaeidae.
GCGAAAGCGGCCUCGGCAAAAGCACGCUAAUCAAUUCCAUGUUCCUGUCUGACAUAUAUUCCAACGACCACCCGGGACCUUCUCACAGAGUCAAGAAGACGGUGCAGGUGGAGACCACGAAGGUUCUGCUGAAGGAGAACGGUGUUAACCUGAUGCUUACGGUAGUCGACACACCUGGCUUUGGCGACGCCGUGGACAACAGCGAUUGCUGGCAGCCAGUAAUACAGUACGUGGAAUCGAAAUAUGAAGAAUAUCUGAAUUGUGAAUCUAGGGUUAACAGAACACAGAUUAGUGAUAGCAGGGUACACUGUUGCCUGUACUACAUUGCUCCUUCCGGUCAUGGUCUAAAACCUCUGGACGUGGAGUUCAUGAAGCGUCUCCAUGACAAGGUCAACAUCAUUCCUGUCAUAGCCAAAGCAGACACACUCACACCUGAUGAGUGUCAGCACUUGAAGAAGCAGAUACUCAACGAAAUCGCUCAGCAUAAGAUUAAGAUCUACGAGUUCCCAGAGGAUGAGUCAGAUCCUACAUCAAUCAAGAUGAAACAACGUGUGCCAUUUGCUGUCGUCGGGUCCAACACAACAGUAGAAGUUGAUGGAAAGAAACUAAGGGGUCGCAGAUAUCCAUGGGGAGUUGUAGAAGUGGAAAACAUGGAACAUUGCGACUUCAUUCCCCUUCGCAAUAUGCUGAUUCGGACUCACAUGCAGGACCUCAAGGAUGUCACCAACAAUGUACAUUAUGAGAACUAUAGGUGUCGUAAAUUAGCAGGUAUCGGAGGAACAGAUGGAAAGAUCAAGAUAACGAACAAGAACCCACUGGCUCAGAUGGAGGAGGAAAAGAACGAGCACACCAACCGCAUGAAGAAGAUGGAGGCAGAGAUGGAGCAGGUCUUCGAGAUGAAGGUCAAGGAGAAAAUGGGAAAACUGAAUGAGCUAGAGCAAGACCUACAAAAACGCAAUGAGACUAUGCGUAAGAAGCUUGAGUCAGAUACCUUAGAAUUAGAAGAAGAACGAGAACGAUUUGAGCGAGAGAAGAAGGCAUGGGAAGCUGCCAAUAACAUCACCGUUGAGGAGCUGCACCGGAAGUCUUUAGAAUCCAUCAGUAGAGAGACCUCUUCUCUGGCGUCAUCCAGCAGUGCUUCGGGAAGUUCUCAAAAGAGCUCCCCUAAGUUCUCUCGUACCUACUCUCUUCCCAGACAUAAAUUCAAACAGAAUGAGCAGUGUAACCAGCAGUAGUGGGGCAAGAUACCUUGUCUGGAUUAUGAGGGUUACUGAUACGUAAUAGCACACCUUGUUAUUUUUUUUUUCCCAUUACUAUACUAUUUUCAAGUUUUUAAAAGGAUUGAUCUUUUUUCUUACUUAUUUUGCCAGUUGCUGAUUUUUUUUUCUUUUAUUUUAAUUUUUAUUAUAUCUGCCAAAAUGUUAAGCAAAUAUGUUUUGAUUUUCAAUACCUUUAGUUCGUUUCGUGUUAGCGAACAUUUAUCAUAUCCACCAGGAAAAAAAUGUAUAUGCAAUGUAUAGAUAUAUGGAUUAUCUAUUCUCAGAUUAGCAUUAUUAUGAUAAACUUAGAAACUAUGAUCUGAUACUCAGGCAAGUUAAUUUUUAUUGACUGCAAUAUACAUAAGUUUUGUAUAGAGUACUUCAAAUAUCAUCACCUUGAUAUGAUUUUACAACUUAGUAAAGUGCAGUUAAUCUCAGAGCAUUUAUUUAUAUACAUCUAUUUUCCCCGUAAUAAUCAUAGAUUCAGGUAUGGUAAAACAGAUACACAAAUGUGUAUUUUUACAAAUAAGUAAUGCAUUAUUCACUAGAUCAGUGAAAGGAAAGAAAUGAUGUAGUAAUGUAUUCACAUAUAGUUCAUAAGAUACUCCAGAGUUGUGAAAAAAUAUAUAUUAGGAAGUUAUUUUAAGAUUAAUAUGCAUGAACAUUUUUUCCAAUGUAAUAGCUAAAGCAGUUUUAGCAGGAAUCAAAAUGUACUAGUAAUCAGGAGUGAGAGAGAGUUACUGAUAGCUUUGCUAGAUAUAUCUUGAAGGAAUCCAGAUGUGUCCAUUGGAAAAUGGAAGUAUAAUAUGAAAUAUUCUUUUUUUUAUGUUUGUGGAAAUGUAUUGUUAAAGUUUUGUUCAUAAUCCGUUGAUUUACCCUGACGAUUUAUCUGAUGCAUUUCUGGCAAUAUAUGUUAAAUGUUGAUGUUUUAACUUGUGUGCCACUUCAGUCAUACUAAGAACAAGAAGGCACACAAGACAGAGACAAAUCUAAGUCUAUGGUUGGCAUUAUUAUGACAUACAUAGUUACAGUUUCCAUGGCUCAUAGAGGUUAAGCAGUUUUAGUGGGGCAUUACUGUAGUAUGAAUUAGUGACCUAUUUUCAAAUAAAAGGAAGUUGAUUGCUCUUUAAAUAUCUUUUCUUUCAUGUAACACAUCUGGCCUCCACUGUGAUAUAGAAUAUGAGAUCAGGCAUUUUCAUUAUAAACACCUUUGCUGCUUGCAGGCCACUAGCAAGAACUACUAGUUUGUGAGAGGCAGGUGAAGAGUAAGACAUCAAAAGGUUAACGUUGUAAGAUCCAAUAUUUUAUUACCUUUUUGAUCAUGUAUAGACGUACUGUUAAGUAUUCUUAAGAGGAAAAAGAGGACCUUUGUUAAUAAAUUUUAUAUUUCCAAAAUUUCAAACUACUGCAGAUGCAGUAUUGUUGAACAGUUGGUGCAGAAGAAUGAGAUGGUAGGAGACCUGGCCUCAUGUAAACUGAGUGAUGAGCACAAAGCACCAAUUGGAUGAA